UCCUUACGAGGCGCAGCUCGAGCGCUCGGGAGCACAUGAGCAAGACACUGACGUCAAGGACGUUUCUUCUAAUGCUGGAUCUAAUAGAACCAUGAACGGUCCCUGCUUUGUUUAGGAGCUCUUGAAUUCUUCUGCUCAUCUGAGAUGAAGUGGUUGGAAGGGUUUCAGAAAUUAAGUUCAGUUUUAUUUAUCUUAACAUUUCAAGGUGCGAACUGCCAGCUAGCGGUGUUUCCUAUUGGACCUGCUCUGGUGAAUGCUUUAGCUGGCAGCAACGUGACUCUGGCUGUGUCCUUCCGUGGUGCCCCUGAUCCAGUGCUUACCUGGUUUAAGGGAAAUCUGCCUGUGGGGACAUGGACUUUAAACUCCAAUUCUCCUCCAGACAUAGCCAACAGCAGCAGGGAUGUGCUCAGAAUUGAAAACAAUGGAUCUCUUACCUUUAAAGGUGUGCCAAAGCACUUUACUGGCAACUAUACUGUUGAACUGACUAAGUCUGGACUGGGACAAGCAUUGGUGACGUUCACGCUGAAGAUAUUUGAAAGUAUCCAGAAUGUGACUCUGAGCACACAGCCUGAUUUUGCCCAAGAGGGAGCUGAGCGGUUCACGUUACAAUAUAGCAUGCUUCAAGGUGUUGUUGAGCAAGAGAUCUGGUACUUCAAUGGAGGAAAACUGAAAAACAGCACGCGCUAUUUGAUAAAGGGACGCAGCCUUGUAAUACUUGAACCUUCUCGGACUGACAAGGGAUCAUACUCUGUGUUACUGAUGAACCCCUUCAGCAGCGUGACGACUCAUAUGAAUGUGACUGUUCUCUACGGACCUGAUGAGCCCAUAGUCGAAGCACUGCCAGCUCAGCCUUUCUAUAAAGUAGGGGACUCUCUGGUUUUCUCCUGCCAAGCUGAAGGUUUCCCAAAGCCGACUGCUGAGUGGGUCUAUAUGGGUCAGAUUCUUUCAGAUUUUCACCAAGGAGUUCUAAAUCUGACAAAUGUGCAGACCAGCCAAGGAGGCGUUUAUACAUGCUCAGUCCUCAAUGGGUUGACUGAGGAAAAGCGUGAGAAGAAUGUCACUUUGAAUGUCUAUGAGAGGCCGUUGGGCAAUCCAGUGUGCUCUGUGAUGUCUGUGAACAAUGCUCACCUGCAGUAUCUGUGCGUGUGGGCCGGAGGAACCCCACAGGCCCGGCUGUCUUUCCCAACACUAAGCAAUACAAGCAGUGUAGCAGGAAUCUUCAGCUUCGUGGUUCCUGCCUCCACUAACUUUGAUAAGAGACCAGUCAUCUGCAUAGCAGAGCACCCAAUUGAACAAAACACCUGCAAUAUUACCGCAAGUAGUCCUAUAAAUUUCCUUCCUGCUGUGAAAACCAUAGUUGACCCUGAUGGAAAAAUUGCAGUUACCAUCCAAUGUGUCAGUGAGGCAUCCCCACAGGCUGUGGUUUCAUGGUCCAGAGGAGAUGAGGGUGUCAUCAAUGGGUCAACAUACCAGAUAAGCAGUAACACGACACAGCUGAAGAUUCGCAGUUACAACAUCACCACUUUCCUACUUACACCAAACUUCACCUGUACAUGUCACAAUCCACUGGGGAGCAAAAAAAAGCAAGUUAAUCUGCAAGGACCGUCUAUCUCAGAUUCCAGUUUGUUCCCUAAUAAAGAAGGAACCAUCAUUACAUUGACCUGGGAGGUCCCACCAACAUCUAUCGUUACAGGUUUUGACAUCCAAAUGAAAGGACCCGAUCUUCUGAGCAACAAUGGUAAAAAUGCCAUGACUACAGGAAGCUCAAAUGAAUACCGCAUCAUUCAGCAGAAAACUGGAUCUGCUAGGAGUGCCGAUGUCUUUUUACUUGAUCCUGACUCGACCUACAGGUUUCGAAUUAUUCCCAAAGCUCGACUAACUGACGGAGACCCAUCUGAGGUUCACACAAUUGGCCCAGGCGAAGGGCUCAGCGGGCCUGCUAUCGCUGGCAUUGCAGCUGCAAUCCCAUGUAGCAUUCUUGUCCUGAUCCUACUAAUUGGCCUCAUUUUCCUUAUAUUCUACCUCCGUAAGAAAAAAAAUCAUCAGACAAGAUAUCCAGUAUCCAGAACAGUUGACAAGGUUAAAAACAUCCAGCCUAAUGCAACUCCACGCAACAUUUUGAACGGAGGACUUAGGUCUCCCCCUGACUACAACAGAUUGCAGAAGACUCCCCCUGAAAGGUCUGAGAUUCUUCCUACGUUUGUCCCACCUCCCACAGUCAGAGUUGCAACAACAGUCUAAACUUGCGGUUUGAUGUGUAUAUUUUAUAAAACACUUAAUGUUUUUAUAUUUUGCUGAAACAUUUAUGUUUGUCUAAUUUUACAUGUAAUACGGCUUUGCAAUUGGGCUAACUGUAUAUGAAUAUUUGGAAUUCUUUAUAAACUAAAACAGUUUAUAAAAUGUAUUUUUUAUCUGUUGAUUGAUCAUAAAUGUCAGUGAAAGGCAUGGCUUUAAAGGAAACUGGCUAAAUAUUUGUGAAGUGACUUAUUAACAAAAAUGUUCAUGUUCUGCAGGACUCUGAAUGUCUACACAAACUCAGAUCCUAGUGGUUCUCCUUUAACUUUCUCAAACUUAACAAAACAGUUAUCCAAGAUAAAGACAACAGCUCAGUUCAUUCAUAUUUAUUCAUACAAGAUAUGUGUUGAUAAAAUUAAGAAAUUACUGGUAUGAAUAAUUUUGGUUUCUACUGUAUGUUUUCUUGAUUUUACUCCUUUUACUGUAAUGUUGGUUUCUUUUUUUCUUUCUCUAUGGGGAAAAUGAAUGACCUAAAAGGUGCCUUUAAAUUAUACUAAAUGAUCCAGGAGGAAAAUGCUUUUCUUUUAAGUUGUAAUUUCACUCAUUGCAGCUGGGCACCUGGUGUAUUUUUGUAUGUGGGUUUUUGUUAGGGCUGAAGAAUAUGUCUCACAUUUAUCCUUAUUGCAGUAUCACUGUGUGCAGUAUGUAGCUAAGAACUUCAAUACUGGAGUAUGUGCUGGCUAAUUAUUUAUAACUAUAUGGUCACCUGUCUAUUCCUGUAAUAUAUUUGGUGAAACUUGUUGUUUAAUGGAGAAUAAAAAGUUUUAGAAGGUAAA
Messenger RNA from Girardinichthys multiradiatus, 3071 nucleotides. It is a transcript of the gene vsig10l, whose product is annotated as V-set and immunoglobulin domain containing 10 like. NCBI's taxonomy places the organism in Eukaryota, Metazoa, Chordata, Actinopteri, Cyprinodontiformes, Goodeidae. Gene Ontology annotation, molecular function: protein binding. The record is from RefSeq and is a predicted model, not a curated record. Bases 145 to 2241 code for a protein of 698 amino acids. The transcript is spliced from 12 exons.